AUGGAUGUUUGUACGAUAGGGAUAUGUGGAAUUGAAGGAUCAGGUAAAACCACCCUUGCCAAAGCCAUCUACCAUCAAAUUCAUGGUACAUUCACGAAGAAAAUUUUCAUUGAAGAUGUUUCAGAAGUUAGUCGAACAAGAAGUCAUGUUAGUUUACAAGAACAACUUCUUUUAGAUAUCUUAAAAAUAAAGGUGGAGAUACGUAGCGUUGAGAUGGGAAGAAGAAUGAUUCGGGAAAGACUUUCUGGCAAAAGGCUACUCAUUGUACUCGACGAUAUGAAUGCGUAUGGUCCAUUUUUAGACCUAUACAGAUGUCGUUCUAGAUUCAGUAGAGGAACUGUAAUAAUCAUUACAACGAGAGAUGAAGACCUACUUAGGAUUCAUCAAGUUGAUUCUGUUCUUCAGCUAAAGCUAAUGAGCGCAAAGGAGUCGCUUGAGCUUCUUAGUUGGCACGCAUUUAGAGAAGCUAUUAAAGUAUAA
Molecule: messenger RNA, 480 nt
Organism: Vigna unguiculata (cowpea)
Lineage: Eukaryota; Viridiplantae; Streptophyta; Magnoliopsida; Fabales; Fabaceae
Source: RefSeq, a predicted model, not a curated record